Molecule: messenger RNA, 1863 nt
Organism: Xyrichtys novacula (pearly razorfish)
Lineage: Eukaryota; Metazoa; Chordata; Actinopteri; Labriformes; Labridae
Source: the annotation of a GenBank genome assembly
AUGCGUCUCACCUUUUCCCUCCUCAUCCUCUUCAUCAGCCUCCCAGCAUGUGAGUACUCAUCAAACCGCCUCCUGGUUGAGGAUAACUGAGGGUUUUCCUCAUCUGAUCUUGAUUUCAUGUGAUGUUGGGUUGUGUUUCACAGUGCUGGGUAACCGAGCUGUGUGGCAGUUCAGGUCCAUGAUCCUCUGCACUGUACCUGACAGCUGGCCCAUUCUGGAUUACGCUGACUACGGCUGCUACUGUGGGUUAGGAGGAUCAGGCACACCUGUGGAUGAGCUGGACAGGUAACAUCUUUAGUGAAUCAAAGAUGGGUCAAUAGGGUUUAAUCGGUUCCUUUAAAUAACUGAAACUGUCACUUUUCACAAAAGGGAAAGGACCCAAAAUGCAAACAAAAAAGGGAUUUAUUUUAUAAAGAACCAAAGGAAAAGCAACAAAAACUUCCUUUAAAAUGUCCAACCAAAAAAAUCCAACUAAAGCCACUGAGGACACAAGCAUACGCACACAAAUCGACAUACAAGGACCCAACAAGGACAGAGGGGAAGACAGGGACUUUAUACACACUGGAAAACGAGCAACAGGUGAGGCAGACGAGACACAGGUGAAACUUAUAUGUGAUUAACGAAGGAGGGAAAACUAGACUACAAACACAAGGAAUCAACUACUACAAAAUAAAACAGGAAACACUGAAAACUGAUUUAAAGAAUAAAACACAGAGAGCAGGAGGGAAACAGGAAGGAGGGAAACAGGAUCAAAACACAAACUGAAAUCUCACAAGACAGGACAACAGGGGAACAGAAACACAAGGGAAAAUACACAAAAUGCACUCAAAUUAAAUAAACAGAACAUAUCAUGACAGAAACUGCUUUAAAAGUUUAAAUAUUUUAUUGUCCGUUCAUAAAAAAUCUUCUUUUUUAAAAAACAGCUGAUCAGGAUACUUUCAAAAGGCGUCCCACAGGGCUCUGUGCCGGGUCCUUUCACGAUUUACACUCAAAAUAGAUUGGAGGUGUCAGCGAUUAUUAUCUAACACUGUUUCCUUUGUCCUGCUGUUCAUGCAGAUGCUGUUACAUCCACGAUAAGUGUUACACCGAGGCCAAGCAGCACGAUGACUGCUGGCCGAUCUUUGACAACCCGUACACUGAAUCCUACAGCUACAGGUGUGACAAGGCCAGCAAGACCAUCACCUGCAUGAGUGAGUGUCCAAAGAAGCUCCCAAACACUGCAGCCCUAAACUAUUAUCAUUAUCACUACUUUAAUCUCUGUUCUGCUUUCGUCCUUUUAGGUCACAACGAUCCCUGUGAGAGUUUCAUCUGCGAGUGUGACAGGCAGGCGGCCAUGUGCUUCGCAGAGGCUGGUUACAACGAAGAAAACGCUCAUCUACCCGGUCGCUUCUGCAGAUGAGCUGAAGAUGAAACGUCAUUGUCAUCACAGUUAAUGUUUUAUUGUCAAGUAAAAGACUUUUUAAAAACAUCUGUGGUGUCCCAGGUGGGGCACUGAUUUAUCCAGGGUUGAUAUAAAGUCUGUGUGCACAAUUAAAAACACAUGAAUAUAUAUUAUUUACAACUCACUCUGUCUCCACUGAUCAUAUGACUUGUACAAAACAAGAUUAGGGCCACAGUAAUGAGGAAAAAGGGAAAGAUUUCAUGAAUAAAGUAAGUAAAUAAGGCUUAAAGUUACAGGAAUCAAGUUGAAAGUUAUACAUUAAUGAGGAUUAAGUCAUACUUGGGACAAUAGAGUCGUAGUUUCAUGGGAUACAAGUCUUAAUAACAGACUCGGUUUCUUACAUAAUCACAAUACUGUGGCGCUGAUCUGCUAACAGACUGAGUAUUCAGGUAUUUAUGACAUCUAUAUUGAAGUAUACUCAG